AUGCCACUGCGCGCAUACUGUGUCCCACUGAGCACCCAAGCUGUUCAACCUUCUCUGAAAAUUUCUCGCUGGUGGGAAAGACUCUUUUGGCUUACAGAUUUAGUCGAUAAUCGCACACUGCAAUAUGAGCCCUACAGAUAUGAGAUCCUAGUUCCCAAACCCAAAGGCGAAUCCAACUUUGCUCUUCGAACAGCAACUCUACGAAUGGCCCUCGAUGCUCGUGAUCCUCGGGUCAGCGCCGACUUACCAUCACGGCCCAAUGAAACUGCACACGCGCUGCUGCUCAAUCCACCAUGUCUUUCGCCGAUCCUCUGA
This is a messenger RNA of Penicillium cosmopolitanum, 315 nucleotides long. RefSeq lists its product as uncharacterized. Lineage: Eukaryota; Fungi; Ascomycota; Eurotiomycetes; Eurotiales; Aspergillaceae. The transcript has 2 exons. The record is from RefSeq and is a predicted model, not a curated record. Bases 1 to 315 code for a protein of 104 amino acids.